Tyto alba (common barn owl) is the source of this 2991-nucleotide messenger RNA. RefSeq names its product TLE family member 2, transcriptional corepressor (gene TLE2). Gene Ontology annotation, molecular function: protein binding; transcription corepressor activity. NCBI's taxonomy places the organism in Eukaryota, Metazoa, Chordata, Aves, Strigiformes, Tytonidae. Bases 350 to 2623 code for a protein of 757 amino acids. The record is from RefSeq and is a predicted model, not a curated record. The transcript has 20 exons. Gene Ontology annotation, cellular component: transcription regulator complex; nucleus. Gene Ontology annotation, biological process: negative regulation of canonical Wnt signaling pathway; regulation of DNA-templated transcription.
CGGCCGGGGCGCUCGGGGCCGGGCAGCUCCGCCAGCCCCGGGCCGCCGCGGCCCCGCCGGCACCUCCCGCCCGCCCGUUCCCGCCUCCCGCCUGCGCCCGCCCCCGGCCCCAUGGGGGGCGAGCAGAGACCCCGCGGCCGGCGGGCUGCCCCCGCCGCCCGCCCGCCCGACGGCAGCCGGCUUCGCCCCGCCUGAGUCGCUCCGCGUCGCCCUCCCGCUGCCGCCGUCGGGGCGAGGGACCCCCCCGGGAUCCCCGGAGCCCGGCGGGGGGAGCUCCCCCGCCAGGGGCGGGGAGACGGGCGGGGAGCAGCGGCCGGGAAGCGGGGGGGCCGGGGCCCGGUCCCUCAGGAUGUUCCCGCAGGGACGGCACCCGACCCCCCUUCAGCCCGGGCAGCCCUUCAAGUUCUCGGUCCUGGAAAUCUGCGACCGCAUCAAGGAGGAAUUCCAGUUCCUGCAGGCUCAGUACCACAGCCUGAAGCUGGAAUGCGAGAAGCUGGUGAGCGAGAAGACGGAGAUGCAGAGACAUUAUGUUAUGUACUAUGAGAUGUCCUACGGGCUGAACAUUGAAAUGCACAAACAGGCAGAGAUUGUCAAGAGACUGAGUGCCAUCUGCGCCCAAAUUAUACCUUUUCUGACCCAGGAGCACCAGCAGCAGGUCCUGCAGGCUGUGGAGCGGGCCAAGCAGGUGACCAUGGGGGAACUGAACAGCAUCGUUGGGCAGCAGCAGCUUCAGCACCUCUCCCACCACGCAUCCCCCAUCCCGCUGACACCCCACCCCUCCAGCAUGCAGCCUUCUAGCCUGAGUGGGGUCAGCGGCACCUCAGGGCUCCUGGCCCUCUCGGGGGCAUUGAUGGCACAGUCUCAGCUGGCUGCCAAGGAGGACAGAGUGGCCCAGGAUGGGGAGAACAGAGAGCGCACCCCGAGCCGGAGCAUUUCUGCUUCCCCCCCUGAGAGCCUGCAGGAUGAGGAGCGGACGGGAGGCACGGGCCUGAAGCGGAAGCGGGAAGAGAAGGACCUGCCUGGGCAUUAUGAUAGCGAUGGGGACAAGAGCGACUACAACCUCGUGGUGGAUGAGGACCCUUCCUCGGAGCCCAGCAGCCCCGGCCACGCACCCAGCAGCCGGCUCCCACCAGCCCGCCGGGAGAUGCCUGAGAGCCCGGCCUCCAUCGCGUCCAGCCGGAGCACGACGCCCCUCAAGCCGAAGGACCAGAGUCUGACCGACCCGCCGGCCGGUGCUCCCACCUCCAAGCCCUCCAUGUCCUCGCCGCCCCGCGACUCCCUGACACCCGGCCCCGGGCCCAGCUCGGCCGCCCUGCUCCGGCAGCCCCCUGCCAAGGCAUCUACCACCGACACCAUCACUCUCCGCAGCCCGCUGAGCAUGUCCAGCCCUUACACGUCCUCCUUCGGGAUGGUGCCUCACGCCACCCUCAAUGGGGAGCUCCCCACCCCCAGCAUGUACAUGGGCAUCCACCUCUCGCCGCAGGUCAGCAGCGCCGUGAUGUAUGGCCGGUCCCCAAUGGUGGCUUUUGAGUCGCACCCUCACCUGAGGGCUUCCACCAUCUCAUCUUCACUCUCCACCAUCCCCGGAGGGAAACCCGCCUACUCCUUCCACGUCAGCGCCGAUGGGCAGAUGCAGCCGGUGCCUUUCCCACCCGACGCCCUCAUCGGCUCCGGCAUCCCCCGCCAUGCCCGGCAACUCCACACCCUGACCCAUGGAGAGGUGGUCUGUGCUGUCACCAUCAGCAGCUCCACACAGCACGUCUACACCGGGGGCAAGGGCUGUGUGAAGGUGUGGGACGUGGGACAGCCAGGCACCAAGACGGCCGUGGCUCAGCUGGACUGCUUGCUCCUUCCUUCUUCACUGGCCCUGUUCCCUGUAAUCCCACCCCAGAACCGUGACAACUACAUCCGUUCCUGCAAGCUGCUGCCUGACGGCCGGAGCCUGAUCGUGGGGGGGGAGGCCAGCACCCUCUCCAUCUGGGACCUGGCAGCCCCCACGCCCCGCAUCAAGGCCGAGCUCACCUCCUCUGCCCCCGCCUGCUACGCCCUGGCCAUCAGCCCCGACGCCAAAGUCUGCUUCUCCUGCUGCAGCGACGGCAACAUUGUGGUGUGGGACCUGCAGAACCAGACCAUGGUGAGGCAGUUUCAGGGCCACACCGAUGGUGCCAGUUGCAUUGACAUCUCUAACUAUGGCACCAAGCUGUGGACAGGGGGGCUGGACAACACAGUGCGGUGCUGGGACCUGCGGGAGGGCCGUCAGCUGCAGCAGCACGACUUCAGCUCCCAGAUCUUCUCCCUGGGGUACUGCCCGACAGGAGAGUGGCUGGCGGUGGGCAUGGAGAGCAGCAAUGUGGAGAUCCUGCAUGUCACCAAACCUGAGAAGUACCAGCUGCACCUCCACGAGAGCUGUGUCCUCUCCCUCAAAUUUGCCUCCUGCGGGAAGUGGUUUGUGAGCACGGGGAAGGACAACCUGCUGAACGCCUGGCGGACGCCCUACGGAGCCAGCAUCUUCCAGUCUAAAGAGUCCUCGUCUGUGCUGAGCUGUGACAUCUCCAUCAAUGACAAAUUCAUUGUUACGGGCUCUGGCGACAAGAAGGCCACAGUGUACGAGGUGGUCUACUGAGGCCCCAUCCAUCACCAUCCCUCAUCCAUCAGGGAUCCUCCUGCAGCCCUGCUCUCCCUCCUCCUCUGCCCUGGCUCUGGCUCCUGCCCAACGCAGGGCAGAGCUGCAGGGGGGAGCUGGAGGUGAGCGUUCUUUAGGGCCAGGUCUGAUCCGGGUAUCCUGCAGCCUCUGUCCGUCGGGGCUGGAUGCACGAGGUGCUGGCAGGCUGGCAAGACAAGGCCAAGAGUGACUGAGAUAGCAUUGCUCCUGAAAUACUGCUACUGAUUUAAUGGCACCCAUUUUCUGCUGCAGAAACAGCUGUAAAUUAUCAGUAAAGAAAUGUAUUUAACUGUGUUUUCAAUCCCUUACUAAUAAAAAGGAACAAAAGA